This is a messenger RNA of Cladocopium goreaui, 1209 nucleotides long. Lineage: Eukaryota; Dinophyceae; Suessiales; Symbiodiniaceae. The record is from the annotation of a GenBank genome assembly.
AUGAGGUACCCAAAGACUUCGGUGCCGGCGCCUUCAGAGCGUCAUCCAAUCAGGUUCAGGAGCAUUGCAAGCACCUACAAAUGGGCCAGUGUUUUCAUGGAAGCAGCAGCGGACAAGUAUGGAUCACUCUGGCUGGCGAAACGCCUUCGCCGAUGGCGAUGGUCCUUGUCUACCGCCUUUAGUGGUGUUGGUUGUGCGGAAAGUGCAGCUUUGAGUCUUCAAGCAGCCGGUGGCCAAUUCUUACUUGAAGGAAAUCACAGCACCAGGAGAUCUAAGAAUGUGGUCUUGAAGAGUGGCUGCGAAAUCGACAAAGAAUGUCAGCUUGUUUUGAAAAACACUUUCGGCCACUGCAACUACCCUGAUGUGACUUGUGUCGAUUUCGGGAAGAACAAGGGGUCCUUUUGCACCACCCACCAACGCCACUGCCCGCAAGCCCGAGAUGAUCCAACCCGCCCAGUGUGCAUUUGCUUUUCUCCGAUGGGAACUCAGUUGAAGGAAUCCCAUCCACAGUUUGAAAGCCAUGAAUCGUACUACAAGAAGUACUCAAUGGUUUCUGAUGUGAUGGUAGUCGAGAACGUGGUGGAAUAUGGAGAUGAAAUUGCAAAAAAACGGUUGGGAGAAAAUUGGGAAGUGCGUAGUAUUAGCUUUGACCCUCGAAACCUAGGGCUUGGCGUAGCCCGUGCAAGGCUGUACAUGCUUUGCUGGAACAAAUUGAAAGUAGUGUGGGAUGCCCCUUACGAUCUUGCUGAAUUUUUGGAUGCCUUGGCCAGCCAACGGGUUCUGACGGCAAUCCACUAUUUCUGGCAAAAGCGCCCAUGCUCUGCACUCAGCGAUGCCGAUGAGAGAAACCUUGCCGAGUACCGGACCCUGACGAAGAAGAAAAAGUUCCCUGACCUGUCCCAGUACGCACGCAACGGGCGUGGCCGCGGGGAGGUUUCUGACGGUGCCUUGAUGACCCUCACAACAAAUUGCCAGAAGAUUUGGAGCGAGGAACGAAAGCGCUUCAUGGAGCCUACUGAACUGCUUUCUGCGCAGGUGGUUCCCACCACUGAUUUGCAAGCGAGCAUGUGCCAAGCCCCAAAAUUGAACCUUUCAGGAGUGAAGCCCGCCUCCAUUUGCAAGAUGGCAGGGAACGGAAUGUCAGUGCCCUGCGUCGGAUUCAUGCUUCUUGCAGCAAUUUGCAGCUUGAAGCCGAUUCCAGUGCAAUGA